GUGUGUUUGUGUGUGUGUGUUAGGAUCUUUAAACAGAACCUAAGCGAACUGUGAUCCAGACGUACCAGUAAACACACGAACAAAAUAGUUAUUUCGCCAAUCACCAAGUCUCCUUGGACAGAGAUUUAAUCAAGAAGGUCACCAUUGUAGCUCACUGUGGUGGACCCAAUAGGGCUUCAGUUGCUGGGGCAGCUCUUCUUGCCGUGGCCACCCUCUUUUGCACUGUGACAUCAGCUGGCUGCAGAUGGAAUCCUGCUGUUGGUGCUCUGCUAUCUGUUGAAGUUUACCCUGGGAUGCAGUGGGCAUCUCACAGGAGCCCUGGAGAGUGCAUCAGCUGUGAUGAGCGCCUUCCCUGGCACGGCCAGUAGUGGUUUAUGGUCUGUCUCUAUCGUGAAUGAUAGGCCUAUGAGCACUGUCCUACCAUGCCCCUCAAUGACGAGCGACCAACCUCGACUUCCGCCGCUGCCAGCGAGGACCAGGGUAGCGAUGGAGAGUCAAUGUUGAGCCGCUGUGACAGCACUAACUCAGCCAGCGACCUGGACUAUUCCCGCCAGAGCUUUACCAGCGACUGCUCCAGCAAGCAAAGCUCGCCUUCCUCCAGCCCGCCAAAAACCAUAACACUUGACGAGGUCAUGACCACUGCACGGGACCUGUCCAACCUAAACCUUGCCCAUGAGAUUAUUGUCAACCACAGCUUCCAAGUGGAGCAGCCAAACCUGCCAGAGAACAGUCUGGAGAAGCGGGUCAGAGACAUGGUUCACAAGGCAUUUUGGGAUAGCCUGGAGGCUGAGCUAAAUGACGAACCUGCAGAAUACGAGCACGCCAUCAAACUACUGGAGGAGAUUCGAGAGAUCCUGCUGUCAUUCCUGAACCCAGGAGCCAAUCGGUUGCGGACACAGAUCCUGGAGGUCUUGGACAUGGACCUGAUUCGUCAGCAGGCCGACAAGGAGGUGGUGGACAUCCAGGGACUGGCCUCUUAUAUAAUCAGCAUCAUGGGAAAGCUCUGCGCACCCAUCAGAGAUGACGAGAUUAAAAAGUUCCAAGAAGGCUCCUGUAACAUUGUUCAAAUGUUUAAGGACAUCUUUCGCGUGCUGGACCUAAUGAAGAUGGACAUGGUGAACUUCACCAUCCAGAACUUGAGGCCUGAGCUGCAGAAGCAGUCUGUGGAGUUUGAGAGGGCCAAGUUCCAAACCAUUCUGGACAAGACACCCAGUGCGUUGGACCAUACUACUUCCUGGAUCAAGUCGGCCCUGGAGGAGUUGAUGCUGUCCAUGCCUCCCACGGCCCAGACCAGCAGCCAGGGGAAGGGGGGGAACGCCCUGCCUGGACCUCUCCUGGUCAUCAACACUGGGUUCAUCCAUAUCCUGUUUUGGAACCACCAAAAGAGUCCACUGCCCGAGACGCUGGUGACAGAUGAGGUGCGUUUGAGGGAGCUCCAGCGCAGGCUCCAGCUGCUGCAGACAGUGGCCUCCGUACUGCUCAUCGUCUACAGCGCUGUGGGUGGGGCCGUCUCUGGCCUGCCCGCGCUGGCCGACCGUCUCAAGAGGAUGACCAGCAUCCUGCUGGAGGGCAUGCACAGCCUUCAUUUCAAUCUGGAGGAGGCUCUGGAGGGUGUCAGUAGACAGAUCUGCUGUGAGCUCAACAAGUCCCUGACUAAGAGGAACUACCUGGCUCUGCCCGUGGCCCUGCAGGCCACCCUCAAGGGCCAGAUCUGUGCCCUCACUCAGGAGAGCAACCCCAUCCGCACACUUGUGGAGGGGCGGGUCCAGGAGUACCUCCAGGUGUUCCUGUCCACGCCCAACUCCAACGUUAACCCACCCUCAGUCCCAACCGGCUUAUCUGCUGUCGAGCCUGAGUUUACUGCUUUAGGAGUCUCGUUUGUUUGCUUGGUGAACUACAACAAGCAAGUGUAUGGCCCUUUCUACACAGGCAUCCUCAAGAGCCUGCUCUUCAGCAAAACCUCACCCCACCCAUCCUUCAGCUCAGGACCCCCCUCAGACCCACCUGUGACUUCCAGCUAGAAAGUAACAUUUGAGUUGUUGGUCAGAAAACAGGGAGGAAGGAGAUGUACAGGGAGGAAGGAGAUUAACUAAUCAGCUAAUCCCAGACUCAAAGCUUUAGGUAACAUAGUUGUCCUAUCUACACAUUUCUCUGGAGCAUUGGAACACAUGCAAUGAAAGCGGUGCUUAAAAUAAUUAAAAAAUAUAAAUCCAUAGCCCAAUGGUUCCUCCCUAUUAAGUACAAUUCAAUAUGUGCUUGGUAAUUUCUUUAGUGAAAAUUAGUAGAGCCCAGUCUAACGUGCUGAACCCAGUGUGGGGUUAAGAAUUGAUUUAGUUACCCUUGUAUAGUGAAUCCAUAUUUCCCUCUGUGAUUUGACAUGUGUUCUAUUAUAUUGGAGUACAUUUGCCUAGAAAGGGCUGAAUGUUAAAUGCUACUGUUACAAAGAACAUUCAUAUAUAUUUUUGUCAAACUUAGUAUGGUGCAUUUAUGAAGCAAUUUAUCAAACAUUUGCCAAUCAAAUGAUCUGUUUAUCUUCAUACAUGGCUCAUGGGUGUUGACCUACACGGGUGUUUUCCACAGAGACCUGUUAAGCUUAUUAAGGGUUUAUAAAGAGUGUUUGUCAUAGUCAUAGUUUUAUGAAUAGUCUAUUUAUGGAUACUUGGUGGUCAACAAUAGUUGUGGAACUGCUUGAAAAGGUAGUCAACAAUUGUUGUGGAACUGCUUGAAAAGAUGUAUCAAAAUGCUUGAGUGCACUGACAUUUCUAAAGCAAAUUCUUUGACUUACAUAAAGAAUAUAUUUAUAUAAUCAUGUCCCAUUUUAUAGAAGAAACAUGUCAAACUAUUUAGUACUGUUACAUGCUGAGGUGAACAACACAAGAACACAACAAUUAUGGUAUUGCUUGUAGAGUAUUCAUCAAUAAGUACAUUUUUUAGUUUUGUCCUGUGAUGCAUUUGUCAUUGGAUAUGUACUGUUUGUUUUACUAAUAAUUAUUGAUUUCAUGUCAAUUUUUUUUUUUUUUACAAAUGUGGGAUGGGGGAAGAACAUUUGGAUCCUUGACCUGGGGAAGAAUCUGCAUGAUUUUUUUUACAUUUACGUACAUUCUUGUUACUUAUUAUUUAGUAGUUCGUUGAAUUGUAUUGUUUCAGAAUAUGAAAAAUAUAUUAAAAGCUUGCUUAAAUACUUGAACCAGUCCUUUUAAACAUGUUCUAAAUACAAAACACAAGUCUUUUAUUUGGGUGUAAAUCCUAUCAUAAGAAUGGGAGAGUUUUUAAUUGACAACAUUAUGUAUUGUUUACUGCAAGCUUACUUGAAUUAUUGGAGAAUAUGUUUUGAUGUCUUCCUUAUAUGUACUGCAUCUAUAAUACAAUAAACUAUAAACCAGG
Molecule: messenger RNA, 3384 nt
Organism: Hypomesus transpacificus
Lineage: Eukaryota; Metazoa; Chordata; Actinopteri; Osmeriformes; Osmeridae
Gene: tcp11l2
Product: t-complex 11, testis-specific-like 2
Exons: 13
Coding region: 423-2021 (532 amino acids)
Biological process (GO): signal transduction
Source: RefSeq, a predicted model, not a curated record